AUGGAGACCCCGCUCGCCGCGCACCGCACACGCUCUUGUGGUGUUCGUACACGCCACUAUGGGCCGCGCUCCCCUCGCCGGUCCCUACGCUAUACCGAUGUCGACUCCGACAACAAACUUCAGACCGACUCCCAUACCAAUGCUAAGAUCGACAGCAAAAUGGUUUCCGACUUGAAAUCUAGCAUGAACUGCGAGAUCGAACUCGAGAACGACCCCACUGCCAAUCACCCUUCAGGCGAGAACGAAAGCACCGUUUCCACCUCCGAUCCAGACCGAAAACCCAACGCCCACGAACCGCAUCGACAACAUCGGCGCACUCUACUCCGACUCGGCGGCCACAGACAUUGUGGCGUCGCCUCCAUGCUCCCUCCUCACCAUCAACCUGCCGCCCGACUGCGACACCCACACAGUCUUGGCCCACCUACCGGAUGA
Messenger RNA from Anthostomella pinea, 432 nucleotides. The record is from the annotation of a GenBank genome assembly. NCBI's taxonomy places the organism in Eukaryota, Fungi, Ascomycota, Sordariomycetes, Xylariales, Xylariaceae.